Molecule: messenger RNA, 4571 nt
Organism: Tuber aestivum (summer truffle)
Lineage: Eukaryota; Fungi; Ascomycota; Pezizomycetes; Pezizales; Tuberaceae
Source: the annotation of a GenBank genome assembly
GCAACACAACUUUCGCCUCAACAUCUUUUUUUUCUUCUUCCUUUUCCUUUUCUACUUUUUCGUUUCUAUCCAUUUAUCCACUCACAACCCUCGCCCUCCUCCUCUUCACCACGGCAAUCCUCCUGUCCCCUUCCACGGCGGCUGCUUGUCGCCUCGAUAACCUUCCUCUCUGGUCUACGCCUCCCCUUCAUCAACGAAAUUUUCGGGGUUAAAGAUAUAAUAUCUAAUUUCGCCAUCUUUCCAACGUUUAUAUUUCUUUCUUUAGUGUACGAAUUGAAUUGAAUCAAAUAACGUCUUCUCCUUCUUCUCUUUUUCUCGCGAGAUGGUGUACGGCCGGAGCUUACCUUGGAAGACGGCGCUGAGAAUCUCAGAAGGGAGAGCACGGGCACGCCCGAGUGGGCUACCGCCAUUACACCGCGCGAGAGGUUAUUUCUCUUUCCCUCCUGCGAAUCCAGCGCGGAUCAGCACCGGAUGGCCCUCUACUUCGUUGGCUUUGGGACGGAAUAGCUCUCUCCCUGCUAUUACUACUGCCGCCCCCACCACCACGGGCACGGCCCAGGUACUAAGGCUCGGGGAUCAUCGGAAAUUAUCUGCUUCCGCACCACAGCUGAAGGAGAAGCCGCCGCCGAAGGGUAACGGGAGUAAGGAGAUUGUCGAAGAGGUUGAUGAGGACGCCAAGAGGAAGGAAAAGAAGGAUGAGCGUGUCAAUGUCAAAGUAGAUACUGGCAGCGAGAGGUCCGGAAAUGGCGCCCCCUCACUGGGUGAGAUAUUGAAGGAUGGCUCUAGUGGUACCGGUGGGCGUGGAAAUGGAAGUAAUGAUGGUGCCUCUUCCGGUAGUAGCGGUGGACGGCGAAGAGGAGCCUCCGAUAGAGCCCUUUCGAAACCUACGGUCCCGGAUAUCUACCCCCAAGUCAUGGCUCUGCCCAUUGCAAAACGGCCUCUAUUUCCGGGAUUCUACAAGGCUGUCACCGUUAGAGAUCCGGAGGUCGCUGCAGCUAUUCAGGAAAUGAUGAAGAGGGGACAACCCUAUAUUGGGGCUUUCUUGUUCAAGGACGAGAAUGCGGAUCGGGACACGAUUGAGAGAACUGAUGAAGUCCACGAAGUUGGUGUUUUUGCUCAGAUCACUAGUGCAUUCCCAGUCCACGGCGAAGACAGCAGUUUAACAGCUGUCCUGUAUCCCCACCGACGAAUUAGGAUCUCCAACCUUUUACCACAGGAUAAAUCCGAACCCAAGAUCGAAGAGCCCGAGCCCAUUGAGGAGACCGAGGACGAGGGCAAGGUGCAGGAGGGCAGGGGAGAUGUAGUCGCAAGCUUUGAAGAGGAGGUUGAGAAGAAACAGCCAACAUCAAACCCAUACGCUACCUCAUUCCUAAAGAAGCACAAGGUCAGUAUUGCUGAUGUCGAAAACCUGGUUGAAGAGAGCUAUGACAAAAAGAGCCCGGUAAUCAGGGCUGUCACAUCCGAGAUUGUAAAUGUUUUCAAGGAAGUUGCGAACCUUAACCCCCUCUUCAGGGACCAGAUUUCCACCUUUUCAAUGUCCCAGUCGGCCGGUAACGUCAUUGACGAGCCUGCGAAACUAGCAGAUUUUGCCGCGGCAGUAUCCGCCGGCGAAGUUAAGGAAUUGCAAGAGGUUCUGGAAACCCUGGGCGUAGAGGAGAGGCUGCAGAAGGCACUUGUGGUUCUCAAGAAGGAGCUCAUGAACGCGCAGCUCCAGAGCAAGAUCUCCAAGGAUGUGGAGGCUAAAAUCCAGAAACGGCAGAGAGAAUACUGGCUCAUGGAGCAAAUGAAAGGUAUCCGGCGAGAACUUGGCAUUGAGAGUGAUGGGAAGGAUAAGCUUGUUGAGAAAUUCAAGGAAAAGGCGGAAAAGCUGGCGAUUCCUGAGGCUGUCAAGAAAGUGUUCGACGAGGUACCAACCACUUGUUUCACUUUAAUUUAUUUGAGCAAGGAUCCCUAACAUUUGCGCGUUUAGGAACUUAAUAAGUUGGCUCAUCUCGAGGCUGCAGCAUCUGAAUUCAAUGUUACUAGAAACUACUUGGAUUGGCUUACUCAGAUCCCUUGGGGCCAGAGAUCUAAUGAGAACUACGAUAUCAAGCAUGCGAUGACUGUACUAGAUGAAGACCAUCACGGGCUCAAAGACGUUAAAGACAGAAUCUUGGAGUUUAUUGCGGUUGGGAAACUAAGAGGCAGCGUUGAAGGGAAGAUUAUCUGCUUUGUUGGCCCCCCGGGUAUGUCUAUCUAUGGCAAUCGCAUAUCCACUUCCCCUGCCCCUUGCUAGAGUUAACAACGCGAGGAUAGGUGUUGGUAAAACAUCAAUUGGAAAAUCCAUCGCCAGAGCCUUGAAUCGACAAUUCUACCGAUUCAGUGUCGGUGGUCUCACUGAUGUCGCCGAGAUCAAAGGCCAUCGCCGAACAUAUGUCGGUGCCCUGCCGGGUCGCAUCAUUCAAGCCCUUAAGAAAUGCCAAACCGAGAACCCCCUAGUUCUUAUUGAUGAAGGUAGGCGAAACAUCCCAGGCGCAUUCAUGCAGAAUCAUCUAGGGCCUCCAUAUUAAUGCAUUCCAUGCGCAGUGGAUAAGAUUGGCCGAGGACAUCAAGGAGACCCAGCGUCCGCAUUAUUGGAGCUUCUGGACCCGGAGCAAAACUCCUCUUUCUUAGAUCAUUAUAUGGAUGUUCCGGUCGAUCUUUCAAAAGUGCUGUUCGUCUGCACGGCGAACAUGACAGAUACAAUUCCCAGACCGCUGUUAGACCGAAUGGAGAUGAUUGAGUUAUCGGGAUAUGUAGCCGAUGAGAAAAUGGCAAUCGCAGACAAGUAUCUAGCACCUCAAGCCAGGGAAAUGAGUGGGUUGAAGAAUGUCGACGUGGUGUUGCAGAAGGAUGCGCUUGAGGAGUUGAUAAAAUCGUACUGUCGAGAGAGUGGGGUGCGCAAUCUAAAAAAACAGGUAAGUAGGUGGUUCCGCUACAAAGCGCAGACCAUUUCCACGUGCAAUAUUCAGCGCUGGUUCUCGCCAAAGGAGAAGAAAAAAACUAACAAAUAAGAACAGAUUGAAAAAGUUUUCAGGAAAUCUGCCCUGAAGAUCGUGCGAGAUCUGGGAGAAGCGGGCCCCGAGGAAGAGAAAGCAAUGACGGAAGAGGGCAAAGCAGCUCUAGGGGAAAGUGAGAAGAGAGCAGAGCGAGUUAGCAAAGAGGAAGAGGGAGCCCCCAUGAACACGGAAAAGGAAACCUGCGAACCCCCAAGACCGCCAUUAGCGGUUCCAGAAUCGGUACACGUCACAAUUGAUAGAAAUAAUCUGAAGGAUUAUGUUGGACCCCCAAUCUUUACUUCUGACAGGCUGUACGACAUCACACCCCCAGGUGUUGUCAUGGGGCUUGCGUGGACGCAGAUGGGUGGUGCAGCCCUCUACGUCGAAUCCAUAUUGGAAACGGCCUUGACACCCUCUUCGCGCCCGGCCCUGGAGAGAACUGGUAACCUGAAGAGCGUGAUGAAGGAAUCAACAUUAGUGGCCUAUGCAUUUGCAAAGAGCAUGAUGGCCCAAAAAUUCCCACAGAAUCGCUUCUUUGACAAGGCCAAAGUACAUCUCCACUGCCCAGAGGGAGCCGUUCCGAAAGAUGGUAAGUUUCAAAAAAAAAAAAUCUAUGAAUUCAGCCUCUCCCUCUUUCUUUCACCCGGGGUAGAUCCACAAGUUCCCCAUUUUAACCGAAGCUGACAAUGACUUGUUGAUGCAGGACCCUCUGCUGGAAUAACAAUGGCCACAUCUUUGCUCUCUCUAGCCCUAGACCACAAGAUCGAUCCCACGAUUGCGAUGACCGGGGAACUUACCGUCACUGGUAAGGUAUUGCGAAUAGGUGGGCUUCGCGAGAAGGCUGUAGCAGCGCGCCGAUCCGGGGCGAAGACAAUUAUAUUUCCUGUGGAUAACAUGUCGGACUGGCUGGAACUUCCCGAGGUAAGAAUAACUUGGUACCCAGCCUCACUACUGGCCCUUGCGGCUGAGUGACUGAUGGAUGAGGGAAAGGCACCAUUUUAAGAGGAGCAAUUAUUUGCUAACAAAAGAAAAAAUGUGUAGAACAUCAAGGAAGGAUUAGAAGGUCAGUCGGCCAGUUGGUACGGCGAUGUGUUUGACCUCGUCUUCAAAGACCUUGACAAAGACAGAGCCCGGAAUCUAUGGCAAGAACAACUGAAGGAAGACCCGAAUAAGAAGGCCAGCGAUGAGCAUGACGAUGAUUAAAUCAGCACUACCCUACCAUACUCUGCUGUACGAUGAUGAAAGGAGGGCCCUUUAGUAUGCGCGUGUGCGGGAGUUUCACGGUUACGCUUUUAUUUUAUUUUUUUACUUUAGACCAUGUACACUCUUCCCAUUUCUCCUUUCCACCGUUACUGUUUCGGCGGGGGCAGAGGCUAAAAGCAAGUCACGGGACCGGGAAAGCGAAAAAUCAAAGCAUCAGGAAAGCUACAGUCAAUUACAAUGUCAUGAUAGAAGGGGAGUUCAUUUUCAGGAUACAGAGUGUGUUUGCGGAAGUCUCUGGAUUCAUAGUAUAUAGUGUUUAUGGCAUUUUUAUCUCCUCUCGUCUUGCUUCCC